This is a messenger RNA of Serinus canaria (Common canary), 2447 nucleotides long. It is a transcript of the gene UBE2G2, whose product is annotated as ubiquitin conjugating enzyme E2 G2. Bases 187 to 708 code for a protein of 173 amino acids. Gene Ontology annotation, cellular component: cytosol; endoplasmic reticulum. The record is from RefSeq and is a predicted model, not a curated record. Lineage: Eukaryota; Metazoa; Chordata; Aves; Passeriformes; Fringillidae. The transcript has 7 exons.
GCCGGCGGCCGCUCCGGCCGCGUACCCGGAAGCGGCGGCGGGGCCGCGCCAUGGCGGGGACGGCGCUGAAGCGGCUUAUGGCCGAGUACAAGCGCCAUGCUGGGGAGGUUGGAUUGAACUCUCCUGUGUCUGCUUCUCCUGUUUUUGUGUUGUUCUGGGUUUCCCACUGAGGUCCAUCAAACCUGAAUGGGUGCAGAGAGGUUACAGCAAUACAAACUCCAGGCUCUGAUGGGAUCCAGCAGAUACCACAGAGAGCUGACCCUGAACCCACCAGAAGGGAUUGUGGCAGGUCCCAUGAAUGAAGAGAACUUCUUUGAAUGGGAAGCCCUGAUCAUGGGUCCUGAAGACACCUGUUUUGAGUAUGGGGUUUUCCCUGCUAUCCUGAGUUUCCCGCUGGAUUACCCGCUGAGCCCUCCCAAGAUGAGGUUCACCUGUGAGAUGUUCCAUCCCAACAUUUACCCAGAUGGGAGAGUGUGCAUCUCCAUCCUUCAUGCUCCUGGGGAUGAUCCCAUGGGCUACGAGAGCAGCGCGGAGCGGUGGAGUCCCGUGCAGAGCGUGGAGAAGAUCCUCUUGUCUGUUGUUAGCAUGCUGGCAGAGCCAAAUGAUGAAAGUGGAGCCAAUGUAGAUGCCUCCAAGAUGUGGCGGGAAGACAGAGAACAAUUUAACAAAAUUGCCAAGCAGAUUGUGCAGAAGUCACUUGGACUUUAAGCUCACAGAGAGACUGAAGUGUUUUGUAUUUCUCUCCACCUGGAAACGAGCAGUGCUCAGUGCUGGUACCAAAAAGGAAAACUUUGUAAAACUAUUGGCCUAGUUCUUAUAAUUCGUUAUUUAUUUACCAUCUCUUUUCCUCCACUGCUCCAGAGAAGCCUCUAGUUCACUCACUAAAUUGUGUGGAAAAGGGAUUUAAUGGUAGAGAAAAAUACAGAGACAAUGCUGUUUCAAAGGCUGCUUGUUGCUACCUUCCUUUGUGGUGUGGAAAGCCUGGAGACCUGGCAAUCUGCAGCCCUCCCUCACCCAUCUGCUCUUGGAGAGCAGUGCUGGCUUGGAUUGUCUGCUGGCAGAAUUAGUUGUGUUUUUAUAGGUAGCAUUGCAUUGGAGCAGCAGUAGGCAGGAAUUACUCUAUCCAUUCUGUACUUGUUAGGUUAAGGACAGCAGUUGCAGUCAGAGCUGAUUUGAAGAGUAUAGUUAGCAGGAGAGGCUGUAAAGCAGAGCUGUAGUUAAGGUGUGUUAGUUAAGGAGCUUUAGGGAGUGAGGGAUGGCUGGGGAUCUGGAAUGGCCUGGUGUUCCCAUGCACCACUGUGAGUUGUACUGAGCCUUUGAGUCAGUGUUGGCUUGGCAGAAAUCCCAAGAGCUGCUUUAUUAGUCCUUGAGGACACUCAGUUGUAAACUUCACACUCAGAGGCACAAGGUGUAAAGGCUGGAUUGUGCAAGGUCACCUGGGUGAGGUAGGUCAUUGGCAGUUGGAAAAUCCAGUGAGGAUGUUUUUGCUCUGCUGGGCAUGUUCACAGCUCUUCAAGAAUACCAGCUCACUCUGGUGACAUGUGAGUGUUGAGGGGAUUUGGCACUGCAGCCCUCUCACCCAUUUUCAGCUGAACGAGCCAAGGUGAGCAUGAUGGACUUAGAAAAAUCACCUGUGACACUCUACACUGAGUGCUCUGGUGUGCUUGGGACAUUUGCAGUGUUGUAGCCAGUGUGAAGGGUGCAGGAAGUACCAGCUGGUCAGUUCCUAAAACUGCUGAGAGGCCUCUGCUGACCUUUCUGCUUUGCAAGCCAAUCUCACAUGUAGGUCCAAAUUUCUCCAAUUUACUACAAGCAAUAACAUGCCCAUGGAUAGCACAUGGAAUCCAGUUUUGUUGGCAGCUUAAAAUGGGCUAAAUUUGACAAGGGCUGUUGUUUUUUUAAUGUGAAGAAGUGUGAUGUGGAAGGAGUCACACCAUGAAGAAAGCUUUACAGAGGUGAUCGUGUGCACGUGUGUGGUGCAACUGUUCAGCAUUUCUGUCUUGCUGUCUGUGCUGCAGAUCACACUUUGCCAUUGUUGUGCACCUCUGAAGAGUUGUAUUGCUACAACCUGCUGAUUUUACCUCCUUUUAGAAAUAAUUGUGGCUUUGAUGUCAGGGUGGAAGUGGGACCGGACAUAGCUGGGGAGCAGAGAUGAUGAAAUAGUGUUGUACCUAACUAGUAUUUCAAGGCAUACAGGAAAAUGUAGCACUUUAUGCAAACUGGGAGUGUUUUCUGGAGUAGAGGGAGGAUUGUUCCUGGGAGUACUGCAGCCACCUUUGGGAACAAUGCUGGAGAGCUGCAGGAGCCACUGCAGAAACACAGACAUGGCAAAAGUGGGGUUUGCUUAAGUGCUGAGUGUUUUAUUCAUGUGUGCUUGCUCAUUAUCUUGAUUUUAUGGUGGGAUUUAGUCUGUAUACUGAAAAUAAAGUGCUUAUAUUUUCUCCUUU